GUAUUUGGUGACGUACCCGGUAGCGACGUUCGACUCCGUUUUGUGUUUACUGUAUUUACAAAUAAUCCAUAAACUUUCAAGACCGCUGAAUCUGAGCACCUUUUCCGGGACGUACUCAAUGGCUUCUGAUGGAGAACACUGUUGCUCGUGCUGCACCCUUCCUGUCUCUGCCAGUGUUCACCAGACAAUGAGUGAGAUGGACUUUGAACGAGGUAUCUGGUCUGCCGCCAUGGAUGGAGACUUGAAGCGGGUCCAGUCGAUGAUCCAAAAGGGCACCCAUCCAAACCUCAGGGACUCAGCCGGAUAUACAGCUCUACACUAUGCAAGUCGCAGCGGUCAUCUCACUGUAUGUGAGUUUCUUCUUGAAAACGGUGCUUGUGCAUCUCCUCGGACCCCAGGUGGUGCCACGCCCCUCCAUCGGGCAGCAUUCUGCGGUCAUGUGGAUGUCGUUAGAUUGCUGCUGCUCCAUAAAGCUGAUCCAUUGAGCUCUGAUGAUGACGGUGCGUCUCCUCUACACAAGGCUGCAGAACAAGGUCAUGAAAAGGUGUGUCAGCUACUUCUUGAAGCCUGUCCCGCACUUUGCACCCAGAAGAACAAAAGGCUUCAGCUACCCUACCACAUGGCCCCUCAAGAACAUUUGCAGAAGCUUCUGAAAGGAUUCCUGUAAAAAUACAUGUAUAGUUGAAUACCACAGAUUCAACAAAUCUUCAAACUGAGGUCAGCACUCUCGGACAGCCCCAGACCAAGUGAAGAUUCUGUGGCUCGCUCAAAACUGCCAUGACAUGCAUAGGAAGCAGAACACGAACUACCCCAGGAACCAGUCCUUAGUGUUCUUUUCUCUGUUUUUUUGGUGUAUGAUCAUUGCAGACUUGCUUUGCGCCAGAAGGGGUCACUACAACUGAAGCUUCAAGUACUGAACCUAUUUUCGAAGCAAUUCGUCAAAGUGGGUCAGCGCUUUACAACUUCAUUUGCCCAUCACUCACAAAAUUUCACUAUGAUGCAAAAAAUAGUGUUAUUGUGCCUAAAUAGAUCUGACCAUAAAAAUGUGAAGGUAUGAAUGAUGUUAAGUACAGUUUGACUACGUUUGAUAUGAUCCCACUAUACAGUGCACACACUAUACCCAAGGAUCUAUUGUUACAUUUAUAAAACGUACAGAACCUCACAUUUAGCAAUUAAAUGCGUUCCUGUGUGUUUACAUUUAUGAGUAUGGUUCCUUUUGGCUGGCAGCAUUAUGCCAGUCAGCAGGGAGAGCCAUCAACUAAAUGGACUGACUUGUGCUUUCAGCCAACCAUGUGAAGUGACCUCAUUCAUCCUUCCUGCUUGUGUUUAGAAAACUAGCCGUCUGUCAGUCUGAAAGACCAUAAAAAGUCAGAGUAGCUGCCACAGUUAAUUUUAGCACAUUGCCUUACAUAGGGAAGGUGACGAAACAGCAUCAUUUGAAAAAGCCAUAUUGUAGGCUGACACUUAUUUUCCAUUUGACUUUUAACACUUAAUUGGGUCUUUCCGUGGUAGCAAAACUUACAUACCUUAUUUAUUUUGUCACUUGCCAGCCAUGAUUCUCUAAUUUUAACCUUAUGUUUUUUAAAUGGCCUUGCAAACAGGCUGGGCCACAUACCCCGGCUGAAGUAAGCAUUUAACAUGUCACUAUUUUUCUCCCUAAAUACAGUAUAUUUCCAAAGGUGCUACUGACGUGAAUUUUUCUCCAGAUGUUGUGAACAACCCAAACAACAUGCAAAGAAAGGAAAACAAAUGAGGGUUGAGUCCUAAAAGGUGACCUACAAAAACGUUUCAUUGCCGAGGUGUGAGUCAAGACACAUUUCAAGAUGGGCAAGAGCAAAAAGAUUUCUGAAGAUCACAGCAAACUAAUUGUUGAAAGUUAACAACACCAUUGAUUACGGGUGCAUAUUUAAGCUUCCAAGUGUUCCAGGGAGAAUAGUUGGGGCCAUGUUACAUAAAUUUACAUCAAUAAAUUUGCCUCGACCAGGUGCUCCUCACAUGAUUUCUAACUGUGGAGUGCAAAGAAUAAUCAGAAAAGUUGUCCAAGAGCCAAAGACUAGAGAUAGAGUUUUAAAAAGACAAAGGGUUUUCUUGAAUCUCAUCUUAAAUUUGCAGGUAUUGUCACAAAACGGUGAGCUUUACACUACACUGCCAUGCCUCUAUGCAGCUCACCAUACAAGAACCCCAUUUCUUUGGAAACAAAACCCCCAAAACAUGUCAAAGCUUGUUUAAAGUUUGCUGAAAAUAUUUGGACAAUAAUAAUUUAAAUACUUGGAGAUUAUAGUCGGGUUUGAUGCAGUGGCGGUUCUGGGGGUGGGGCAACGGGGGCCAGUGCCCCUGUAGCACUGAUUCUGCCCCCCCCCCCCCCCCCUGUGGCGCCCCCUCUGAGCGUAGAUUACGCAGUCGCGCCGAGUCGCCGACACGAAAGGUGGAACCAAAGUACAUCAUUUAACAUUCUCGUCGGACCCUUUAGUGCACUGCACCACUUAAAAAUGAGCGGGAAAAUGAGAAGCAGUCCGCAGAGAAGGAAAUUAACCCGAAGUGCCUGCGUUUGUGUGUGAGUGUGUGUGUGUAACUUUUUUAGUUUCCCUUUUUAUUUUAAUUUUUAUUUAACAGGAUCAAUAUAUAAGACAUUGCCUUUUAAAAUGUGGAUAAUCAUAUGCAUGUAAAACAUCUAGCUUCAGUGUAUUUGCAGUGUUUGUCCCCGGCAGGCUGGUACCAUAUCAUCCCCUGGUUUGAAUAUUCUCAACAGAUGGACACGGCAUAUUGUUACGCUUGCAGACAUUUUAGCCCUCCUAAUGCAGUUUUUUUUCUCAUCACUGUAAUGUCAUGACUACAAUUUCAAAGUUUGAGUAAAUAAAAAGUCAAAUAAGAUUUUGAAUCUGUCUUUCUAGCCCUGGGUUGAAUGUGCCCCCCCCCCCCCCAAUCAAAACCCCUGGCCCCAGCCUGGCCCCCUCAGUGAAAUUGAUCCAGAACCGCCCCUGGUCUGAUGAGAGAGAAAUAGAACUGUUGGCAUAAUGCACCUCGCAUUUGGAGGAGAAAAGGCAGUGCAAAUCAUUCUAAAAACACCACACGAACAGUGCAGUUCAGAGGUGAGAACAUGAUGUUGUGGGGAUGCUUUUAUAUAUAUAUAUAUGAUACUGGUAAACUUCACAUUAUUGAAAAACGGAUUUUUUCGGACACAAAUCUGAUGCCAUCUGUGAGGAUGAUGAAAAUGAAACCAAGGUGGACAUUUCAGCAGGAUAAUGAUCCAAAACGUAAUGGCAUGGAAAUUCCGAAUUGGUUUCAAAGAAAAAAAAUACUAAAAGAAAGCAGUUUAAAUGGCCCAACCCGACUUUAAUCCAAUCAAAAAUCUAUGGAAAGAAUUUAAACUCAUGGUCCAGAAAUAAAGCCAUGGAACCUUCAGGAUUGGGAGACUGCUUAUUACUUGGGGUUUUCCCAAUCAUCUGAUGAAAAUUUCACAUCAAUAUAGCACCUCUAGAACUAUAUUAAGGGGGGAAAACGGUGACACGCUAAAUGCUUACUUCAGGCGCUGUUUGGCAAGGGAAAGAAGUUGUUUUGUUCAACGCAGUUGGUGCUUAUUCACACCCACAGUUUUUCCCCCUCUUGUCAUUAUGAAAAUAAUAUGUUGAUAACAAAAUAUGAAGUGAGUAUGCUGUAUCAUUUUUUUCAAUCUCUGUGCAUCUGCCAAACAAUAACAUGUUUGUUUUCAUCUGGACAGAAUAAGUAUGUGGGGAGAGGGGAACAAAGAAGAGAAAA
Hippocampus zosterae (dwarf seahorse) is the source of this 3756-nucleotide messenger RNA. RefSeq names its product ankyrin repeat domain 39 (gene ankrd39). Gene Ontology annotation, molecular function: protein binding. The record is from RefSeq and is a predicted model, not a curated record. The coding region runs from base 119 to 667 and encodes 182 amino acids. Lineage: Eukaryota; Metazoa; Chordata; Actinopteri; Syngnathiformes; Syngnathidae. The transcript has 5 exons.